AAUGAAACAAUCACAGUAGUUAUCACUUUUAACUAAACUGUUACUGUAAACUUAAGAAAUAUGUUAAAAAUAUAUGUUUUUCUGUGUCUUAUUGGAUUUGUUCUCGCGGAUUCAAAUGACGAGGGGCAAAUACAUUUUACGAUCGGUCAUUAUCAGUCGGAAACUGGUCAUACUUACCUCACUUGUGAGGUAGAAAAAAAGGAAUAUACUGUCCACGAAGGGGAACAAUACAAAAUUGUUGUAAACUAUUGGAAUCAUUUUAAAAAUAAACCAUAUUUUGUCAACGAUGUUACAUGUGAAAACAAAAAUAAACCAGGAAUAGUUUUGGCUAAAAAAGUCAAUAAGUCAAUAUCAACUUUUACAGCUCAAACAUGGAUGCGUGAUAAUUGGAACUGCACAGUAUUCACCCAUAAAAAUAUCGAACAAUUUUUACCUCGUGUAAAGCAUCCAAUAUACACUAAUGAUACAUUUGCUGGGGCCUAUUGUUCUAUGAAAAUCAACGUCGCACGUCGUGAAAGCCCGCCACAAACGAUCCUCGUCAACAACAUGGUUUUGCCAAUACGUUUUAAUCAUCGAUCUAAAGUAAGCUACCUCUGGACAGCCAAGUAUCGCUACGGGGACGGUGACCUCGUCAACGCAACAUGCGCCAACUUUCAGAAUACGGACAGUGUUACGAUAAGCUACUUCUUUGCUGAUAACCUCAGUGAUCUUUUCAACAGUUCAGAAGAAACGAAAAGUGUAGCUGCAGGUUUCAUUACAGAAAUGCAUGACGAACACAACGGUUCUGUGAUGACAUGUUCGUGUAAAGGUCAAGGUGAUCAUACGCUUGUUGUUGUCAUGGUCACGUUCAUCUUAGGCAAUUUCAAAUAUAAUAAUCAAAUGACAGUCAAAAUUAACGGGAAGUAUCUAAGAUAUUAUGUAGCUGAUAACAAUUCUUUUUCUGAAAUAGAAUAUAAAUCCACGAGGGGUGAAUUCAUAACAGUUGUAUGUGAAAAAAAAGACCCGAAUACAGUAUUGCAAAUUCUGGAAGCGAAAAAUCUUAGCGGAGCCACUCAAAAAAAUUCGUCGAUGACGUCGACAAUAUUAUUUGAGAGCAGCGAAAAUGUUGGUAAAAAGUUCAGAUGCGGCCUAGACUCGGAGAACAAGGGACAAAUUGUGUUAAUAGAAAUUAAGUUUUCUAUUGGAGAAUUGAAAAUAAGUGCAGAUCUUCACCCUAUAGAUGUGCAAUUAGAACCGAAAAGCAUAGCCCUGGAGCUUUAUUACUACAGAAAACUUAGGGUUAUUUACUACGAUUUUGAAGUAGGCCAAACCUUAAAUGUUGUCUGCAAGAAGCUUUUCGAGAAAAACGUUCCAAUCAUGAAAUUAAAGUUAGAGUAUCCAGCUGAAAAUAUAGAUAAACUGUAUCCUCAAGAAGCAAGGAACAUUUCACAUUCAUUCGAAUUAAAUGAAAAGAAUGAAGCUACAAAAAUCUCUUGUCAAUUGAGAGAAAUGGCGGGAAACGAUGAAUCUAAAUUAAUCAGAGAAAUCCGAGUUAUUCUUCGGGAGAAACAAAUAACCACUACUUCUACUACGACUACCACCACUUCUAUGCCGGAAGUGGUAUCCUCAUCUUCACCCGACCUUCAGCCAAUCACAGCGGUUGAUCCACCGCUUAUAUACAAAAUUGUUGCUGUGGUUGUAAGCGUGGUUUCAAUCAUUAUUUGCGUUACCACCGCUGUCAUAAAGAUGAAGAAGAAAAGUCAGGUUCAGGGAGGCCCCCACAACCCUAACUACGAGAAUCUACAAAAUCCAAGAGACCCUACCAUCCCUGCUUAUCCACCACAAUGGGAUAACCAAUACGCAGUGCCAGUAGACCGAAGAUCUGAAAACACCACAUACAGUGUACCUUUUACUGAACCAGCGUAUGCCGAAGCCAUACCUAAAAGUCAAAGAAAUAGAAACGUAACAGACCCAACGUACGCCGUUUUAGACAUCAAAAAUCAACCUCAAAAGAAUGUUUAUAAAGAAACUGAUGAUCCAAAUUAUUCUGAAGUCUACGCUACUAGGAAAGAACAAUGUUAUGCUGAAGUGUUACCUAAAGUGCUUAGAGAUAAGUUUAAAAAGGAUAAUAAUCCGUAUGUGAAUGUCGGGAACGAAUCUCCUUAUGCAAAUGCGGGUGAACCUAUGUACUGUGAACCUAAUGUGUCACGGGAUAAUGGUACUUAUGCUAAUGUUAAUAAUGGACGUUAUGCUAAUAGCCGACCUAACGAGUAUGUAGAACCAACUUAUUGUGAGCCCCCAAAGCCUAUGGCGAGAGGAAAGAAGAAUAAACGUUAAAAAUAAAAUUUACAUUUUUAAGUUUCGGCAGUUUCACUGGUUACUGUUAAAGUCUCUGAUAGCUUGUCAGGAACUUUAUUAAACGAAAGUUUAGGUCUGCCAGAUAAUUACUGCCAUUUUUUAUGAAAAAAAUUCUAAGUCCCAAAAGCCUUGCACACCCUUUGCUACACUCCAACCGAGGUUUUUGACACAAAAUGUUUUAUAUUUUUAGAUAUUUAGUUGUUAAUUUUAUUUUAUUAUCUGUCUCGUUUUUUAUUUUAUUUUGUUUUUGUAGUGUACCAAUUAAAACAUUUUUCUUUCUUUACUUUAUCUGGCUGAUAUAGCACUAAAUAUCAGAUAAUUGACACUUUAUCAGUAACCAGUGAAAAUGGACCUUUCUCACAUAAGUAGCAUACGUAUAAUCAACUUACGGUUUUACAAAUAUAAAACCCCUUCGUAAGUCACUAAAAGUAAUUUCUAACUUCUUACAAGUUACGGAAGUUAAGUUUAUUUUUAAAGACUAGUUGCUACCCUCGGUUCAUCUACAUAUGUCCCAGGAGACCACUUCCCGCGACCGAGUAAAAAGUAGCCUGUGUUCAUUCUCAAAGUUUACACUCCUUUUGAAUAGGCACCUGGGGCUGCGGGAUUGUUCGCGCGAGUUAUCGCGGCCCUGGUACAUAAAAGGCCUAAGAAGGAACAUGGUGGGUUUAACGGCCAGUUUCUUCAUCAAAAGUUAAAGUU
Helicoverpa zea (corn earworm) is the source of this 3036-nucleotide messenger RNA. RefSeq lists its product as uncharacterized. The transcript is spliced from 13 exons. The coding region runs from base 61 to 2316 and encodes 751 amino acids. The record is from RefSeq and is a predicted model, not a curated record. NCBI's taxonomy places the organism in Eukaryota, Metazoa, Arthropoda, Insecta, Lepidoptera, Noctuidae.